CACCCAAUCAUCACUCUCUCUUGCUAGGAUCGAUCCUAUCUCGUCAACGAUUGUCGUUUUUACUCUUUAAAACCCUUCAAUCCCCAAACCUCACACUCCAAUUCCACAGAGACCCCAAAUCCACAACGUCAUUGAGAGGGUUUUAAACAAUUAGGGUUUCUCAUAUUCAAAAAAAAAAAACAAUUAGGGUUUCUGCUGGGAAGGAGAGAGAGAAAUUGGAGCAGUGUCUGUACUCGUCAUUCAAUGGAAGCCGCGGCCGGUGGUGUUUCCGCCGCUGCACGUGGUGUAUCUCUGCCGAUGACCUCAUCUCAAGCUUCCCGUAAAGAGUGGCGGGUUGUUUCCGAACAAUCGAUUCGAAAUUCCGGCAACGAGCUAGGGCCAGCGGAUGAGCGACUGAUAUAUGAGGUGCAUCAAGGAAGGGAACCGAUUGGUAUCGAUUUCAGUUCGAUACCAACUGACGGAAGCUUGGACAAUGAUGUAUUGGAGCAAAGACUUCACAGUGUGAUGAGACAGAGGGAGGAGUUGCUACACAUGGAGAUUGAGCUGAAAGCUCGGCUCAUUGCGAGAUUACAGAUUAUGGAGAUGCAGAAUACCUACGAUGCUCAGAUCAAAGAGCAUGCAGAUGCCAAUGUCAAGCUUCAGGAGCAUCUUCAUGAAAGGGAAAACACUCUAAAAGAAUUGGAAAGGAAGAUUGAAGAAAAAGAAAGAGAGCUGAAUGCAAUUAGAUUAGCCAAUGAAGCGGCAUGGGCUAAAGAGGAUCUUCUCAGAGAACAGAACAAAGAACUGGCAACCUUUCGGAGAGAGCGUGACAACUCGGAAGCUGAAAGAGCCCAGCAUCUUAAACAGAUGCACGAUCUUCAGGAACAUAUUCAAGAAAAGGAGAGGCAAUUCAUGGAGUUGCAGGAACAGGUUUGUUGA
This is a messenger RNA of Ilex paraguariensis (yerba mate), 918 nucleotides long. The record is from the annotation of a GenBank genome assembly. Lineage: Eukaryota; Viridiplantae; Streptophyta; Magnoliopsida; Aquifoliales; Aquifoliaceae.